AGACCUUUUAAAUCUCGUUUGUAUUCCUCUCUCCCACCCUACUGAAAACCCUCUCUCCCUCUCCAAAUUCCCCCCACGAAAACUCUCUCCCUCUCUCUCUGGAACGGGUUCCAGCCCGGCAGUAAGAGCUCUGGCGUCUCCGGCGAGAUAAAAACUGAUCUCGCCUCCGUUCUCUGUCUCUCUCCGCUGGCGUUCUUCUCUACCGGUGCCGUCUCCACCGCCGGUGUGUUGUUUGCCGUGUGUGGUGGUCUGCGAGAAGUGUGCUGUGGUGGUGUGGUGGACCGUGUGGAUGCAGUACUGUGCCGUGCGUGCCUCCUGGGCUGUGCUGUCGGUGGCCCGUAGCCGUGUGUUGUGGGUGUGCGAGGUUGGCCGUAAGUUGUGAUCCGCGUGUAGCUGGUGGUGGAGAGCAGUCGCAGUGGUGUUACUGUGGUUGGGGCCGUGCAAGGAGGCCGUGAGUGGCGGCGCGAGGGGUGGCUGGCGAAUUUAGGAGUUGCUUUUGUUUUUGUGAAGAGAGAAAAAAAAAGCCUAUCGUUCAAACAGUAAAAAUCCCUCGGUUCCUAUCACAAAAAUGAGCCGAUUACAAGGGCCUUCAUCCCUGAAGCGUAAACAACCAGAAUCAAAUUCAUCUUCGAGGUCUUUGACAGAACAUGAACGUAUCCUCUAUGAUCUGAUUAGAAGCAAACAAGACAUGGCAAUUUGGACAAGGGACAUGAAACGGGAAACAAACCUCCCUGACAAUGUGGUUACCAAAUCCCUGAAGUCGCUUCAAGCUAAGAAACUGAUAAAAGAGGUAGUCAACAUCCAAAAUAAAGGUAGAAAACACUACAUAGCGGCGGAGUUUGAACCAUCAAAGGAAAUCACUGGUGGGACUUGGUAUGUUGAGGGAAACCUUGAUACUGAAUUUAUAAACUUUCUGAAAAAGCACUGUGUAAAGAUCAUAUAUGAGCAGAAGGUUGCUACACUGGAGGGAAUUUUGGACACAAUCAGGAAGAGUAGAGCCUUCAAUGUUGAGUUCACGCCACAGCAAAUUAAAGAGAUCGUGAAUGCUUUGGUUUUUGACAAUGAGGUAACUGAGGUGGAAAGCAAUGGAAUGGGGGAGUUUGAUUAUAUUCCUGUUGGGAAAGUUUGUUAUAGGUGCACAAGCAAAGGAGGCCUUAAGGGGGAACCGAAAAAAGGCGCCAUGGCUUCCAUUCCAUGUGGAGUUUGUCCACAGAUAAGUUUAUGUACAGCAGAUGGCAUAAUUUCCCCGCAGACCUGUGUCUACUUCACUAAAUGGUUGGACUUCUAAUUAGAUUCCUGCCAAGUUUCCGAUAUGGUUACAUGGGGUUUCUCUCUUCCUUUUCUUAUCUCUUUUCAUUCCCCAUAUAGGGUUUCUUUCUUUCUUUUCUUAUCUCUUUUCGUUGGGGGCAGUUUUAGUGCCUCAAUUUUAUUUAUUUUGAGUUUUGUUUUCUAGCUUCUUGAAUCUCUUUUUGGUUGUUACUGCUGCUUGGGAUAUACAGAAUUGAAUAAGCAAAUGUUGAGCUCCUCAAGAAUGAGUUGAUACUUUUUGGUUGUUA
Messenger RNA from Alnus glutinosa, 1556 nucleotides. RefSeq lists its product as uncharacterized. The transcript has 4 exons. Gene Ontology annotation, biological process: transcription by RNA polymerase III. Gene Ontology annotation, cellular component: RNA polymerase III complex. The record is from RefSeq and is a predicted model, not a curated record. NCBI's taxonomy places the organism in Eukaryota, Viridiplantae, Streptophyta, Magnoliopsida, Fagales, Betulaceae. Bases 569 to 1288 code for a protein of 239 amino acids.